Messenger RNA from Symphalangus syndactylus (siamang), 1072 nucleotides. Its product is annotated as small ribosomal subunit protein uS2-like. Lineage: Eukaryota; Metazoa; Chordata; Mammalia; Primates; Hylobatidae. Gene Ontology annotation, biological process: translation. Gene Ontology annotation, molecular function: structural constituent of ribosome; laminin receptor activity. The record is from RefSeq and is a predicted model, not a curated record. Gene Ontology annotation, cellular component: ribosome; small ribosomal subunit.
CCAAUAAGUAGCCUUUCCGCGGUAUCUGUAGGGGGGUCCAUACGGCGUUGUUCUGGAUUCCCGUCGUAACUUAAAGGGAAACUUUCACAAUGUCCGGAGCCCUUGAUGUCCUGCAAAUGAAGGAAGAGGAUGUCCUUAAGUUCCUUGCAGCAGGAACCCACUUAGGUGGCACCAAUCUUGACUUCCAGAUGGAACAGUACAUCUAUAAAAGGAAAAGUGAUGGCAUCUAUAUCAUAAAUCUGAAGAGGACCUGGGAGAAGCUUCUGCUGGCAGCUCGUGCUAUUGUUGCCAUUGAAAACCCUGCUGAUGUCAGUGUUAUAUCCUCCAGGAAUACUGGCCAGAGGGCUGUGCUGAAGUUUGCUGCUGCCACUGGAGCCACUCCAAUUGCUGGCCGCUUCACUCCUGGAACCUUCACUAACCAGAUCCAGGCAGCCUUCCGGGAGCCACGGCUUCUUGUGGUUACUGACCCCAGGGCUGACCACCAGCCUCUCACGGAGGCAUCUUAUGUUAACCUACCUACCAUCGCGCUGUGUAACACAGAUUCUCCUCUGCGCUAUGUGGACAUUGCCAUCCCAUGCAACAACAAGGGAGCUCACUCAGUGGGUUUGAUGUGGUGGAUGCUGGCUCGGGAAGUUCUGCGCAUGCGUGGCACCAUUUCCCGUGAACACCCAUGGGAGGUCAUGCCUGAUCUCUACUUCUACAGAGAUCCUGAAGAGAUUGAAAAAGAAGAGCAGGCUGCUGCUGAAAAGGCAAUGACCAAGGAGGAAUUUCAGGGAGAAUGGACUGCUCCAGCUCCUGAGUUCACUGCUACUCAGCCUGAGGUUGCAGACUGGUCUGAAGGUGUACAGGUGCCCUCUGUGCCUAUUCAGCAGUUCCCUACUGAAGACUGGAGUGCUCAGCCUGCCACGGAAGACUGGUCUGCAGCUCCCACUGCUCAGGCCACUGAAUGGGUAGGAGCAACCACUGACUGGUCUUAAGCUGUUCUUGCACAGGCUCUUAAGCAACAUGGAAAAAUGGUCGAUGGAAAAUAAACAUGAGUUUCUAAAAAAAAAAAAAAAAAACCAAUAAGUAU